UUUUUUCUUUAAAGUUUGAAGCCACUAUCUCUCGUUCUUUCUUAAAAUUCUGGAGGCGAAAAGGAGGUGAGUAUUAGAGAGAUGAGAAAGUUUGCAAUAUUUUGCCUCUGCAUUCUCUUCUCAGUGUCGAGAUCAGUGGGUUUUGAGUCCGAUGAACUCUUAUUAGAUGAUGAUGAAUUCGUUUCUUCGGGGAAAUCGAAGCUCUCUGAUCUCGAAUACCUGCAACCGAUGAGGCCUUCCAAGAGAGGGAGGGACUUCGAAUCUUCGUCAGCUUCUUCUUCUGAUUCGAAGGUCCAGUUUUCCCUAGAACACGCCUUUGGAGAUGGAGAGUUCUUGCCUGCGGGUCUCUUCACUGCAAGAUUGAAGACCUCGCCUCAUGGUCGCCAGGUGGUUUGCUCUCAUAGAUCUCUGGUUCAGACCCUUACCAAGCUCCGCCUUUCAAGGAAUACCUUGACUGAUACAGAAAAGGAAAUAUUCAGAGAGUUGCUAAAAAAUGACGAGUUCUAUAGGAUAAGGGUGCCAUCUAAUAUAUUGAAUUCUAAUGGAGAAUACACAAUUUCAUCAGUUAAAGCUAGGUGCCUGCCACUGGACGAUUUGGAAGAACAUUUUGUUAUUCACAUGGAUGGAGUGAAAAUUUUGGCUGUUAAUUAUGGUUCUACAGGAGCAUGUCCAUAUCCUCGGUCAAUGAAACAACCAAAGAAGUGGUCGUUUAAUUCAUUUACUGUGCUGAAGAACAGUGAGCAGGCACCAAGGACUCCAGCUUUUGCUGAGGAACUUCUUGGUGGUGAGAAUGGAGAGGGUGAAGGCAUAAAGCCCAUGGAGAAGUCCUUUUGGGCAAAAUAUUGGAUGUAUAUGAUCCCACUAGGGCUUAUUGUGAUGAACGCUUUCAGUCAAGCCAUGAACAUGGCAGAGCCGGAAGCCAAUGGUCAGGCACCUACCCAAGGGGCACCAGCUGGGGCACGUGUUGCAAACCCUGGUGUUCGUCGGAGGUGACAAGUAAAGAUUUGUCAAAAAAGACCCUCUCUCUCUCUCUCUCUCUCUCUGAGAUGAGGAAAACAGAAGCUAUUUUUUAUGGAUUUUCAUACUUGUGAUUCAGUGAUAGUUAUUUUUCCUUUUCUCAUGCCGUAGUUCUUUUACCUUGAAUGUCGAAAAUUGGCGGAAAAUGCUCCUCAGACAACUGUGUAUUGUAUUUUAUGGAUUUUCAUGGAGAUUAUCAUCUCUUGUAGCACGGCAGGCCGAGGGAAGGACAUUCCUUUGUUGUCCCUGUUUAGGUGAUGAUAUUUGCUAAACUGAGCAUGCAAUCUGAAAUAUUUUCUUCUAAUUGUUA
Amborella trichopoda is the source of this 1327-nucleotide messenger RNA. RefSeq names its product ER membrane protein complex subunit-like protein. NCBI's taxonomy places the organism in Eukaryota, Viridiplantae, Streptophyta, Magnoliopsida, Amborellales, Amborellaceae. The record is from RefSeq and is a predicted model, not a curated record.